This is a messenger RNA of Manihot esculenta (cassava), 1672 nucleotides long. RefSeq names its product heterogeneous nuclear ribonucleoprotein A3. The coding region runs from base 221 to 1273 and encodes 350 amino acids. The transcript is spliced from 6 exons. Gene Ontology annotation, molecular function: RNA binding. Gene Ontology annotation, cellular component: nucleoplasm. Lineage: Eukaryota; Viridiplantae; Streptophyta; Magnoliopsida; Malpighiales; Euphorbiaceae. The record is from RefSeq and is a predicted model, not a curated record. Gene Ontology annotation, biological process: regulation of gene expression.
GUCUAAUAUAAAUACGUGGCAGAAGAUGAAGUCGGUGGACACGGCUGUCUUUUUAUGGAAGCAUGAAUGGCAAACUUGAAAUUUUAAUAUUCACGCAAUCUCUUCUAUUUACCACUAGCAUUGCCUUUCAAACCCUAAUCCUCCUUCUUUCUUCUUCGAAAUCCAACGCCAAGCUCUAUAUCUCUACAUAUUUUUUUCCGAUCACCGUAAAUUAAGCUAUAUGGGUUCUAAAUCCAAGAGCGAUAAUCCCCACACUGGAGAUGGUGCUAGCCCAGGGAAGAUUUUCAUAGGAGGAUUGGCUAAGGAUACCACGUAUGCUACCUUUAACAAGCAUUUUGGAAAGUAUGGGGAGAUAACGGAUUCGGUGAUCAUGAAAGAUCGGUACACAGGUCAGCCUAGGGGUUUUGGUUUUAUCACCUAUGCUGAUCCUUCCGUUGUCGAUAAGGUGAUUGAAGAUACCCAUAUCAUCAAUGGGAAACAGGUUGAGAUAAAGAGGACCAUUCCUAAGGGUUCUGGGCAGUCAAAGGACUUUAAAACUAAGAAGAUAUUUGUGGGUGGUAUCCCAUCAUCAGUUACAGAAGAUGAGUUCAAGAAUUUCUUUUCGAAAUAUGGGAAAGUGGUGGAGCACCAGAUUAUACGUGAUCAUGAAACCAAUCGCUCUCGAGGCUUUGGAUUUAUUAUUUUUGACAAUGAAGAAACUGUGGACCAAAUGUUAUCCAAGGGAAAUAUGAUUGAUAUGGCUGGUACUCAGGUGGAGAUCAAGAAAGCUGAACCAAAGAAAGCCUCAAACCCACCACCUGCUCCUGCAUAUGGUAGCAACUCUAGGAGUCGUUCUUACAAUGACGGCUUUGGUGGAUUGGGAGGUUCAUAUGGGGGCUUUGAUGGAGGGUUUGGGCCUGGUCCCUAUAGGAAUCCAGGGGGGUUGGGGGGUAGACUUGGUGGUGGUGGUGGAUAUGGGUAUAGUAGUGGUGGUGGGGACUUUGGUGGUGGCUAUGGCAGUUUUGGCGGGAGUAGCUUAGGAGGUUACCGAGGUGAAUCUUCCCUUGGUUAUUCAGGUCGAUUUGGACCUUAUGGUGGCGGAUUUGGUGGGACUUAUGGUGGUAGUGGUUUAGGUGGUUAUGGUCGGGGAGGUGAGGGAUAUGGAAGUUAUGGAGGUUCAGGUUACAGUGGGGGUUAUGAAUCUGGUCCAGGUGCUAGUUAUGGAGGAGCAGGUGGCCUGUAUGGAAGGGGAGGCUAUAGUGGCAGUAGUCGAUACCAUCCUUAUGCAAGAUAGAAUGAAGGUAUUCCAAUGCAGUUGCUUAAGCUUUGCCUAGAAGUUCAAAACAGGGUCAUCUAGUUUAAGGCCUUGGUGAAACAGAUAGGCACUUUCCCACAUGUACUAGAAGUCUCGUAUCUCUGCUAUUGAGGAAGCUUUUAAGGAUCGGAGUAUCUACUUUAUUAGAUAAUUUAUUCUAUGUAUGUUCUAGACAGAAUUCUUAGUUUUUCUUCAGCUUAGUUCUUGAUGUGUCUGUUUUUCUUGUUCUAGUUACUUCUAAUUUAGUCUAUGUUGUAGACAUAGUAUCUUGGUUUGAAGCUUGAUGCUAUUUAUUUAGUUUGAUCUAGAUAGACACUUUGUUAUUUACACCUGUUUGUUUUUAUAUAUACAGUGUAGCAUAUGGGUGUUUUGUGUUGA